Lathyrus sativus (Indian pea) is the source of this 297-nucleotide messenger RNA. NCBI's taxonomy places the organism in Eukaryota, Viridiplantae, Streptophyta, Magnoliopsida, Fabales, Fabaceae. The record is from the annotation of a GenBank genome assembly.
AUGGCAUGGAGAGGAUAUCUUUCAAAGAACAUAAAAGAGCUUCGAUUUUUGAUGUGUCAGACAUCACCUGCAAGCUCAUCCGCAAGGACAUUUGUUGAAAAGAAUUACAAAGAGCUAAAGACAUUGAACCCAAAAUUGCCAAUAUUGAUCCGUGAAUGCAGUGGAGUUGAACCCCAAUUAUGGGCAAGAUAUGAUUUGGGCGUUGAAAAAGGUAUUAAACUGGAAGGUAUGACAGAGCCGCAAAUUUCAAAGGUACUUGAAGAUAUGGUAAAAGCUGGAGAGACUUUCAAAACUUGA